CUGUGCUCCGCUGUGUGGUGGGAGUGGGGGAAGCAGUAGGCAGUCAUGGGAUGUAGUAGAGUCACAGUGGGGCCUUACCUGUAGUUUCCAAAAAUUGUAACCUGGAAAUUCACACUCUUCCCCCGGCUCCUGACCAUCAGGAGAUCUUUUGAUUGCAAAAUGCUCCUCCGUUUACUGCAAAGAACAACCUCUGCCAUGUGGGGAAGCUGGGAAAAGAGGAACCUUCCUCUCCACAGUUCGACCUUCUCCUGGAGGAAUAUAGCACUCCUGCUGCUUCUCUCUAUCUCUUUGGAGGAGACGACUUCAUCGCCAGUCAAAAUAGAGAUACGGAAACCAGGAGUAUGCCCCAAAGACAGGGUCAUCUGUGAGACUAAAGUUCCAGACUUCUGCUUAAGUGAUUUGCACUGCCAGGAUUACAUGAAGUGCUGCUCAUUCGCCUGUGAGAAGAAGUGUAUGGAUCCAUUCCAAGAACCCUGCAUGCUACCCUCAGACCAAGGAAGCUGUAACAUUGGGCUCUCGCGCUGGUAUUUUGACUUUAAACAUCGGAUAUGCAAACCGUUUAAAUAUGGAGGCUGCUAUGGGAAUGCCAACAACUUCAUCAGCAGAGGAAACUGCAGAGUGGCUUGCUCAUCAGUUGUCAAGACUGGACAGUGCCCACUCUUCCCCUUCAAGAACCGUAUGGAGUGUCCAGCUUCCUGUAAGGGUGACAUGGAUUGCCCCAAAAGUGACAAAUGUUGUGAAUCCAUGUGUGGCUUUGUUUGUGCCAAGGCCUGGACAGUCAAAUCAGGUUUCUGCCCACGCAAGCCCCUGAUGUGUUCCAAGAUUGAGAGACCCAAGUGCCUGCAGGAUCGUGAUUGCCCAGUGUCCCAGAAGUGCUGUUCACAUUGUGGACUGAAGUGCCUGGAAUCUCAAAAAUGACCAAGCCUCUGAAACAAUGCUGAAAAUAAAGCAAUGUCUACACCCCAGUGGGGCUCGAACUCACUCUCGGAGAUCAAGAGUUGCAUGCUCUGCCAACUGAGCCAGCCAGACACCUCCCAAGAUCUGUAGUAUCUUUAAUAAUAGUUUCAAUAAUAACAUUUUAAUGAUAUCCUCUGUUCCUUGAAAGCUGGACAAAAUUGUGCUCCAAAAGCAUCUAGGUUAGGUUCUUUCUGUAAGAUAUAUCUUUACUAAUUUUCUUUGUGUUUUAUCUUAUACUUGUACAGGCUUUCUACCUCUUCUUCUAUAAAGUUAGGUCUCUUAUGUGUUGCUAAAAUUGAUCCAUUUUCUCUCCACUUUCAAAUGUAUUACUUUAGAGUAAUAUAAAUUAUUUUGUACAUGAUUUUUUAUCUUUAA
This is a messenger RNA of Canis lupus familiaris (dog), 1332 nucleotides long. RefSeq names its product WAP four-disulfide core domain 8 (gene WFDC8). Bases 160 to 918 code for a protein of 252 amino acids. Lineage: Eukaryota; Metazoa; Chordata; Mammalia; Carnivora; Canidae. The record is from RefSeq and is a predicted model, not a curated record. Gene Ontology annotation, cellular component: extracellular region. The transcript is spliced from 8 exons. Gene Ontology annotation, molecular function: serine-type endopeptidase inhibitor activity.